Molecule: messenger RNA, 1882 nt
Organism: Perca fluviatilis (European perch)
Lineage: Eukaryota; Metazoa; Chordata; Actinopteri; Perciformes; Percidae
Gene: tmem106c
Product: transmembrane protein 106C
Exons: 8
Coding region: 245-1069 (274 amino acids)
Source: RefSeq, a predicted model, not a curated record
AGAAGAAAAAGAGGUACGCACUUUGACACAUCCUUGGUACGCUUGCGAUAUGUCUAUGGGUACGCACGGCACUUGAAGGCAACACAACAUGAACGUAAACUUCGGUCGGUGUGACAGAAAGUAGAGUGUCCGCUGGUGUAAAUCUGACUUGGGGAUGGCAACGUUGAGUCGUUUGGUGUAAAAGACCGGCGGGCAGUAGUCGGUUCGGGGGAAACUCUGGCUUGACCAGGCGAGUUGAGCCGACAUGGGGACACUGUGGUCUCGUAGCGACAGCAGCAUGUCGCUCCUCCCGGAGAGGCAGAGGUCCGAGCGGCGAGGAGAGGACAGAGAUUCCGAUAACGACUCUUUGGAUGGGUUCGUCAGACAGGAGGACAUAGCUCAGUUCCCCUACGUGGAGUUCACCGGCAAGGAUAGCAUAACGUGUCCAACAUGCCAAGGCACUGGACGAAUACCCUCAGAACAAGUGAAUGAACUGGUUGCAUUGAUCCCAUACAGCGACCAAAGGCUGCGACCCCAAAGGACGAAGCUGUAUGUGGUCCUGUCAGUUGUGUUGUGCCUCCUGGCGUCGUCGCUCGUGGCCUUCUUCCUCUUCCCUCGCUCCGUGGUUGUGGUGGAUGAUGGGAUACACUCAGUGACUGUGCACUUUGACCGCUCCAACAUGAAGGUCCUAAUGAACAUGACGAGCACUCUGAACCUCAGCAACCCAAACUUCUUCUCGGUGCUGGUGCAGAGUGUGAACUGCCAGGUCCUUUACAUGAAGACGGUGAUCGGAACUCAGCAGCUCGACAACGUCACCACCAUCCUGCCGCUCAGUCAGAUACAGGUGAACUACACGGUCAGUGUGGCGAUUGGUGGCAGCGCACCCUACGUCUAUGCCUUCUGCACCAUGCCCAGCAUUAAGGUCCACAACAUUGUCGUAUAUAUGCAAACCGCGGUGAAAACCUCAAACAUGGUGCGAACGUCCCAGAACAGCCUGGAGGCCUAUCGCUACAUAGACUGUGGUUCCAACACCACAUGGCACAGCCACCACUCGGCAGCCACGUCCCGUCUCAACCUCCCUCUGCUGUGACUGAGCGAGCGAGCGAGCGGAACAGUCCCGGGAACAGGCGGCUGGCUCACUUCUCUGGAGGAGGUUGGGAGACCUUUUAACGGAGAUGUCGGUUGCACACUCCAGGAUGGAUUUCGCAGACAUAACCACCAGCAGCAAAAUGCCAAACGGUGCUUUCUUCUAAGCUCGCACAGAAUAGGUAACAUCAAGUAGCCGUUAACUUCCAUUGCCAUUCAAUGAUUAAGCUGGAAAACAGGGCUGCGCCAAGUGAGUGUUUGUAAAAAGGUAACCGCUAUUUUUUUUCUUCUUUUAACUGAACGUGGGUUUUUCAUCGGACAGCCCAGAGGCAACAGAUAUAGGUGUUGUUGGCGGUUGCCGUCAGGCGUAGAUACCUCUUGCCCUAGCAGCUCCUUGUGGUUUUAAUUUGCAUUUGUGGGGGCUAAAGAUCGCCUGAACUCAUCGUGUCUAGAAACACGUUGGAAAAGGCAGUUCUGCUAUUUCAAACUUGCUGACAGAUUGUGUCACAUGCUCUGCUGGUUGAAAAUGGAGCGACAAAUUGAACGAGUCGUUGCCAACGAGCUCUCUGUGGCCCUGUUUCGGAAGCAGGCGGAAUGUCAGAGAAAGCUCUCUUUCUUUCAGGGGAAUGGCCGGCAUUCCAAGCUGACAAUGACGUGCCAGUGAUUUUUUUUUUUUUAGUUUUUUUGCUAUAGCUUUAAUUAACAGAGCUCUGUCUGUGUCUGCUGCUGUCGUAACAUCAGGAGAGCAUUCUUCAGCAUACCUUGAAUGACCUUUUUUUGGGGAUUUGUAACACUGAAGACUACUGACGUUUUUCUU